This is a messenger RNA of Effrenium voratum, 1603 nucleotides long. NCBI's taxonomy places the organism in Eukaryota, Dinophyceae, Suessiales, Symbiodiniaceae. The record is from the annotation of a GenBank genome assembly.
UGUCGCUUGCAAGAUACUUGAGAGCUGCAUUGCUGACUCCUCAUUAGCCGACUGGCAUCGGGGCUGCUGGCAGCUAUGCAACUUUGGCGUGUAGGUUGUGGCUUGUGCACUUGCCUGUGGCCCGUGCUGGCUGAGACUCGAGAAUAUUUGGCCAACAGCUGGAGCACUAGCUUCUACAGACCACACGAUGUUCAAAUACGCCACGUAGGUCUUGUCAAUGAAGAGACAGUGUACUUCGCCACUGCUUCGGGCGUGUCCAUGCUGCGUGACGGCCUUUUGACGCCAGCAGUGGAGCUGCAUGAUGCCGAGCUCACUGCUUUCCAUUUAUGUCAUCACCGCAGUAGCAUCUUCUACGAGACGCUCUCCAAAGAUGGCGGGGUGCUGACCGUGCACGAGUACAGUUUGCUUGCCAAAGAGUCCGUCAAGGUGGCAAUCUUCCAGGAGACAGUGCCUGCAAAAGCUCUGGCAUGUGUGGAUCAUCUCCUCUUGCGAGCCUCACGUGCUAAUCUGGUGGCUGUCAGCCUCACACAUGACGCACCAAUUACCUUGCUCCAAAAGUUCAAGGAGGCUGAAGAUUUUUACGGCUCCCUGGCGGUGGCAUUUCCUGCAGACUCUGUUCAUGAGGCGCAAAUCUUCGGAGUGGUGCCCAGGAACCGGACCGUGGUGAGGGUGAAGCUGCAACAGGACAGCGCCAACCUUCACCUUAGCGGAAUCGACGAGCUGUUGACUGCAGGUGAGGGAGCUGAUGGCCUGCUGGAGACUGCAUCGGUCCUUGAACCACGCUUCGUGGCAUGGCUCCAUGGCAAGCUCUUGUUCGUGGACCACUGUUCUCUGCGCCAGGUGGUGGAUGGCCGUGUCAGCACUCUCCUGGGCACCCCGGGAGACUGCGCGGAAGGGAACGAAACGCUGCAGCCCGCUUUCUGGGCUUCCAAAAUUACAGCGCCACUAGGCUUGGCGGCAGAAUCAGAGGCGACAGCUGGGCACACCUCCCUUCUUCUGACUGCCAAACAGGUAAUAGAGGUCACUCAAGAGGAAGACGCAUGUGCAGAGUCUUCCCGCGCUGAGUGCGUGAAGGCUGCUGCUGGCUGCGGUUGGGCAGAAGGAGACCGCAGCAGCCAGCGGCGCUGCUUCUCCUGCAAGCGCUUGCAACGUUGGGCAGAUGCGCAGAGGCCCACUGUGGAGCCCUGCUCCUUGGAAGCCGCGCAGGGCCCCGCGCGCUACGACCUCGUGGGCUGCGGCUGCGCUCCGCCGAAGCCCCCCGCGGCCAAGGAUGAUUCUGCGGCCGGUGUGGUGCGCGUGAUGGUCUUCCUUGGCUGUUUGGGUGCAGCAGCAUAUUGGUAUCGACAGCGCCAGCUUCAGCGGCGGGACGACUUUGUGAUGCCCGCCGGCGCGCAGUUUCACACCUUUUCAGAUGGCGAGGGCUACGUGCGCUACGACAGCGAGCCUUUCUCGUAGCCCGCGGGUCUUGAGCAUUGCGGUUCCCGCACGGGCGCCAGUCUGUUGUACAAAAAUCCCAAGACUCACUUGGCACAGGAAGCGGUCUACAAAGGCCUUACUUCCCUUCAAAUUUGUUUGGAAAGGAGAUUCGAGGCUUGGACGCAGC